AUGAAGAAAUGGGCUUUAGAGUGGAAGUUUGAGUACAAGACUGUCUCUUCUAACAAGUCAAGAGUGCUUUUGAGUUGUGUUGAUGAAAAUUGCACGUGGAGGAUGCGUGCUAUCAAGCUACCUGUUUCAGAUUUUUUCGUUGUUAAAAAGUAUGUUCAUGAGCAUACAUGCGAUACAACACACAGGAAAGCCAACCACAGACAAGCAUCUGCAAAGUUGUUGGGUUCUUUGAUUUCCAGCAAUUAUGGAGAAAAAAAGGAAGGUCUCAAACCGAAACAGAUCAUUGAACAGGUCAGGAUGCUGCAUGGUGUUCACAUCAAUUACAAACAAGCUUGGAGAGUGAGAGAAGAAGCUCAGAUUUUGGUUAGAGGGACUCCUGAAGACAGCUAUUACAAUUUGUCUAGGUGGUUGUAUAAAAUCACAGAAACAAACCCUGGUUCCUUGACUUAUCAACAUGUUGAUGCUGCAGGAAAGUUCAAGUAUGCAUUUGUGGCUUUUGGUCCAUCGAUAAGGGGAUUUUCAUUGAUGAGGAGAGUUAUUGCAGUAGAUGGUACAUUUCUGAAGGGAAAAUUCAAUGGGACUUUAUUGGCAGCUUGUGCUCAAGAUGGGAAUUAUCAUCUAUAUCCUCUCGCCUUUGCAGUGGUUGACGCAGAAAACGGCGCCUCUUGGAAAUGGUUCUUUAGAGGUUUGAGCCAGAAGAUCCCGGACGCUUCGGAUCUUGUUUUUGUAUCAGACAGGGCUAACUCCAUUUCUUCAGCGUUGGAGGAUGUAUAUCCCUUAUCUCACCAUGGAAUUUGCAGGAUCCAUCUGCUCCGCAACAUCACUCCUACAUAUGCGAAGACUGGGUUGCUACCUCUGGUGGAAAGCGCUGCUGAUGCCUAUACGUGUCACGAGUUCUGGUUAAUCUUCAAGGACAUAAAGGAUAAAUGUCCUGAAUUGGCUAAGUAUCUGGAAGAGUCUGAUUUUAGGAAGUGGGCACGAAGCUAUGCGCCUGCGAACAGGUAUAAUAUCAUGACUACCAACAUUGCAGAGUCUCUCAAUUCUAUGUUGAAGAUGCCUCGUGAGUUGCCCAUUAUCUCUCUCCUUGAAACUAUCAGAUUGACGAUGACCACUUGGUUUUUUGAGCGACGCGAAGCGGCUGCGAAACAUAAGCACCUGGUUACUCCAAAAGUUGUUCAGAAAUUGGUAUCUAGGUUAGGGGCCGCAAUGUUGUUGAAUGUGUAUCAAGUUGAUCGAAGCGAGUUUGAGGUGAAGAAUGAAACAAUGAAGUUUGUUGUUGACUUGGAGAAGCGGCAUUGCACAUGUAAUGUUUUCGACAUUGACAAGAUCCCCUGCAUCCAUGCCAUCGCUGCUGCUAAGCAUAUCAAGAGAGAUGAAAACCGUUUUGUUGAUGCUUCUCACUUGACAGAAACGUGGGCUAAAGCUUAUGCUGAAAGCAUACAUCCUGGUGGAGAGUUGUCAACGUCCACCUAUCCAGAGAAUAUUGAUGAACUGUCUUGCCCACCUCCAGCUACCAAAAAGAAAAGUGGACGCCCUCCUACAAAGAGAAAGAGAUCCGUUGGCGAGUUUGGGGUUCCUGGAUCUAAAUCUCAGUCCCACAAGUGCAGCAGAUGUGGCACAGGAGGGCACAACAAGAUCACAUGCCAGAGGCCUAUAGGAUGA
Molecule: messenger RNA, 1662 nt
Organism: Brassica rapa (field mustard)
Lineage: Eukaryota; Viridiplantae; Streptophyta; Magnoliopsida; Brassicales; Brassicaceae
Molecular function (GO): zinc ion binding
Source: RefSeq, a predicted model, not a curated record